Annulohypoxylon truncatum is the source of this 1982-nucleotide messenger RNA. Its product is annotated as concanavalin A-like lectin/glucanase. Gene Ontology annotation, biological process: endoplasmic reticulum organization; endoplasmic reticulum to Golgi vesicle-mediated transport; Golgi organization. Gene Ontology annotation, cellular component: endoplasmic reticulum-Golgi intermediate compartment; Golgi membrane; endoplasmic reticulum membrane. Gene Ontology annotation, molecular function: D-mannose binding. NCBI's taxonomy places the organism in Eukaryota, Fungi, Ascomycota, Sordariomycetes, Xylariales, Hypoxylaceae. The record is from RefSeq and is a predicted model, not a curated record. The transcript has 2 exons. The coding region runs from base 460 to 1803 and encodes 447 amino acids.
CCCUAUCCGGGGAACUUGAGAAGGCUGAGGAUUUUGAGAACUGUCCACCUUGCAUAAUCUGUUUGUCGAUGCUCUUUUUUAUUUUUUCCCGUUUCCCAUCUUCUAAUAGCCUACGCCGCAUUUUCUUCAUUUUCCUCAUGGCCAAUGCUCUUCAGUGCUUCUACUUGAAAUAGGAGGGUUCCAACGGUUGUCUCUCCUUAAUUCUUUACUCCAAUUCUUGGGUAUUAAGCUCCCCACAUAUCCUGAGCUACGCCAUAGGAACUAGAAAUAGCUUGGUGCAAAGUGUCCUCUAACGAGCAUCACGAAUAUCACGAACAUUCCCUUGAAAUACUACUGACUUUUCGCAUUCUCCUACCACCAAGGAAAAGACUAAUCCCUCAAUUUAUCCUCCAAUAUACCCUGUUCAAAAGUUUCAAGAUCGUCUUACUUCGUUAAUUUUGCCCUAUUCCUGGAUUCAGAAUGCGUUUGUUCCAAUCGUCAACCCUAGCUUUUGGGUUGGCUACAACUGCGAAGCUCGUCGAUGCGCAGGCACAAUUCCUUGUCAACGAGCUGAGCUUUGGCUACACUGGCCGAAUAAACGAUCGAGGCCAAGCAACCGUGCCAGGCUUCUCCAUACAGGGCACCCCAGACGUCCCCGAAGUCCUCUCCAAUAAAGUCAUCCUAACGCCGCCACAUCCCGGUAACACUCGAGGCGCGAUAUGGGCUGACCAACAAAACAAAUAUCAAACGUGGGUAGCUGACGUCGACUUCCGGGUGAACGGACCUGAGAGGGGGAGCGGUAACCUCAACAUCUGGCUUGCAAGGCGAGGAAACCAAGAAAUUGGUUCAUCCAGCGUUUAUACCGUCAACAGGUUUGAUGGUUUGGCCCUCGUUAUCGACCAGCACGGCGGUUCGGGUGGAAUGAUCAGGGGUUUCCUAAAUGACGGAACUACCGAUUUCAAGGCGCAUACGAGCGUCGACAGCCUAGCAUUUGGGCACUGCAAUUAUCCAUACCGCAACCUAGGUCGACCCUCUCAAAUUAAGCUUAGACAGACACAUCAAGUGUUCAAAGUCGAGGUGGAUGGUCGGCUAUGCUUCGAGAGCGAUAAGAUCACUAUUCCGCCUGGAUAUUACUUUGGUAUCACGGCCGCGGCAGGAGAUAACCCGGAUUCCUUUGAGAUAUUCAAGAUGGUGACCAUGACCGAGAACCUCGAAGCUAAGCAUGAUGCGCCUCCGCAACAGCAAGGACAACCCAUGCAAAAUCAAGCGCAAGCACAGACGAGCUACGGCCGCAAGGCUAACCAGAACAACGGCAACGGCAAUGGCAAUGGCAACGCAGAUCCGUUCGACGAUUCUAUUCCUGAUGCUAAUGCUGAUGCUAUCACGAGUUCUAAGGCUCAGUUCGCAGACCUCCACAACCGCAUACAAAGCACCAACCAUCACCUAUCAAGUAUCUUCCGGCAGGUCGCGGGUUUGAAUAAUGUUGGCGAAAAGAGACAUGAGGAGACUUCGAAGGCCAUCAACGACGUUAAACAGUUGUUAUACAAGUUAGAUAGGCUUGAGUCACUUCAGAACGAGAUCACCAAGCUACAGCGAGAUCUACGCGACAUGCGAAGCGAUAUCAACCUUAAGGUCAAAGACUCGGAGCACGCAGUAAAGAGCUUCAUAGGCACCAACCAUGGCAAUAUGUUGGAACACGUGGCCGUCCAAGCUGCUCCACGACACGGAAAGCUCAUAUUCGUCAUCAUCGGAAGCCAGAUCUUAAUAGUGGCCGCCUACAUCUACUACGAGAGGAAGAAGACCCUUCCCAAGAAGUACCUAUAAAUAGUUACUUUGAUCACUUAGGGGUAAUCGUUUAGACAGACUUCGGCUUCGGUAAUCGGGCGAGAUGCGGCGUAGGGCAUUGUAUAAAAAAAGUAUUUGGAUCCAUGGAUGUGGGAUUAAAUGUGGCAUCGUUGCUUGUCUUUUCCGUAGCGCAUGAAUUUGAACCAUUUGGAAGCGUG